AUGCACACUUACUUAGCGAGGCAACCAGCAAUCCAAUAGAAAAAAAGAAGAGAACGGAUAUUCACGUUUUUAUCAAAACUUCUUUCUAUGUAGGGAAAACAGGAGUCGAGAUAAGUGGUAGACACAAAGUAUCCGACUGCACAGUCAUCUGUCAUCUGUUGCUGUGGUUAAUCUCUGCCUGUGUGACACUAAACCUCUGAAGUCCAACUUUGAAAAGCUGCUGCUGAGAGAUCAACACAUCCACCUGAGCAGCAGGAUGUCUGAGCUCCCUGCUUUCCCCCGAAUGUCCUUCCUGUUGCUUUGCAUUCUGGGUAUGACCUCGGUGACAUCUGGCUUCCCUCAGCCUCGAUUACCUCUCAGAAGUUCUGAUGAUUCAGCCGAACCUAAACGAGAUGAUUGGGACGUCGUCUUCCCCUCUAUCUCUCUCCGUGAUUGGAGCAUUCAAAUGAUGUCAGCCCCCAGCCUCGGAGGAGCAGCUGAUAGCAAGGCAGGACUGAUGAGGGAAGCGUGGCUGUUUGCCCCAGAAAGGGCAGAGGCGAGCAUGGAGCGGGCAUGGCCAGCCGAAUGGUCGCCUCAGGGUACCGGCAUGGUGAAGAGGAACAUGGUGGUGGCUGAUGAUGCUGCCUUCAGGGAGAAGAGUAAACUCCUCACCUCCAUGGAGAGACAGAAGUGGCUCAACUCCUACAUGCACAAACUACUAGUGGUUAAUUCAUCAUGAUACCAGAAAAAAGCCAAGUCUCUGGGGAACUGCUCAGACCUAAAGAUAUCGUAGACAUCAAAAGACAUCUGCAGUUGUAUUUAUUGCGUCAUUUCACUAUUUUACUGCAAAA
This is a messenger RNA of Larimichthys crocea (large yellow croaker), 830 nucleotides long. It is a transcript of the gene pth2, whose product is annotated as parathyroid hormone 2. NCBI's taxonomy places the organism in Eukaryota, Metazoa, Chordata, Actinopteri, Sciaenidae. The transcript has 4 exons. Bases 257 to 718 code for a protein of 153 amino acids. Gene Ontology annotation, biological process: neuropeptide signaling pathway. Gene Ontology annotation, cellular component: extracellular region. The record is from RefSeq and is a predicted model, not a curated record.